AUGGCCGUCGGGAAGAAUAUCAAUUUAUUCCUCGUCAUCCUUUCUUCGACGUCCGUCAUUUCACACUCGUACGCGCCCCAAGCCGCAGGCAGAAGAUUAUUCGGCGGAUAUAGAAUAGUACCGAAGAUAUGUCAACCGACGAUACCGAGCAAAGUGAAGUCGAACGAGCCGGCGAUAUGCAUGUUCAAUUACGAGUGCUCGCGUCGAAAUGGACAGGUGGUCGGCGCGUGUAUGGACGGCUUCCUUUUCGGCGCGUGCUGUCAGCUGCCGUUGAAAAAUUCGCCGAGCCAUAUUCAAAAUACACCGAGCACCGAUGAAAUAUUCAACGUGCACGAGAUCGAUCACGUCCCGGAUAUUCCUAUCUUGUUGAACUCGGACGGGACGCCUCUUGGUAUGACGAUAUCCCAAGAUAGUACAGUUAAAACAGAGCCGCCAGACGCGUCCAAUCAUUUGAACAACCAACCUGCCACGUACACGAAAAUAUCAACGUUCCUUGCACCGUCGACCACCGCCAAGACAACGCAGAUCAAAGACAGCGUUGAAAAUGCCGAGAGACCGCAAUUACCGAUACAACCGGACGUAAGUCAUCUCGAGGAAGAUUUUCCAGCUCUGUUGGGUCAGCAGAAUAUACUGGACGAUCUGGGUCUACCGGGACUGUUGAGUCAUUCUGACUCGAACAACGACAUCCAGAAUCACCAGGACCAUUCUCCUGUUGUUAAUCCAGUCACUACUCUGCUCAGCCCUGAUCAGAUACUUCAGAUAGCCGAUCCGGUUGACCAACUUCCAGCCUUGUUCUCCCAGGGUUUGGGCCAGAGUAAUCACACCUCUCCCGACACGAUACUCUUGAACGAGAACGGUACAACGUUGAACGAGACGAACAAUCCCGACGAUUUGUUCAAGCCUAACGCUGAAUCUGGCGGCGAGACGAAGAAAACGACUGAAAGCAAUACGCAGAGACCGAAAGUGACUGAAAGUGUGUUGCCUAUCCAGACCAGGAGACCCUCUCACGACGCUACUUCUCAAAUCAGCUCGACGACUCAAUGGGUGAGAUUCCCAGAUCAGUCUGCGUCGUCUGUACGCGAUACCGUGCCUCCUUCCAUGGAUGAUCAAACAUCGAGUACAGCGUCGAUGACGAAGGUACCUGUGGCGGUACAGAUGUACGCCAGCACGCAGCGACUCACCACUCUGCCACCUCGUCAAUCUCUCGACAACUUCGAGAAGAUCAGCACGAUCGAAGAAAGGGUGUCGACGAAGAACGUGGAGGCUGUUGGAUCGUUCAGCAACGAGAAGACAACCACGCCAAUGACUACUCUCAGUGAUAAGAAGGACGAGCUAGUGAGAGUACCGACGAUCACCUACGAAUCUCCCUCGGGUAACAAGAAGGACGACCUAGUGGACAAAGAGGAACUGGCGAUCAAUCACAUAAUCUCCAUUCUCAACGACACGAAACCAGGUGCUGGUACCACUAUAAAGACACCGAAUUCGUCAAUUAACAAAUGGGUCAGCAUAGACGAGACCUCGAAGCCGUCUUUGAUCAGAAUCUCCACGAGACCUCCUCCUAUUCCUAGUCCAACCACAGCUCAAUCUUUCCCAUACACGUUUUACAAACCACUACAGUCGUCCAACUACUACAAUUACGAGACUAUCCCAACAGAAAUGACCUAUUCUUCGUUCUCCACGUCCAACGCGCAUUUUUCGAAACCGUCGUCUCAGUCCACCUUCGCCAGCAUCGGUACGUCCGAUUAUUCUGCGAAAACGACCACCGCCAGCCCCCCUGCGCCGACAGUGAUAGUUCUAGGACCUCUCGGUACAGAGUACACCACGGAAACGACGCAGAAGUUUGUCACGAGAAGGCCAGAACCAUCCAGACCUACGACGGGAUCGAUCAGGCCGAAUCCACUCACCACGAAGAAGCCUAGCGUUUCCACGACUAUAACUCACAACAUCAGCACGGUGAUCUCGAACGUUGCUACGAGUAACGUCGUUUCCACCAGUUUCUUCAGCGUCAACGUGAAAGAUGGAACCACGUCCAAGCCAAUGGUGAACAGUACCUUCAACACAGAGCCUGUCGUAGCGGAGAACGAGCCCGAACAAACCUUCGAGAAGUUCACCACGAAGAGACCGACAGUUUGGACUACCAUGUCUUCGUGGUCCAGCAAACCUAGCUUUCAUCUGAAAACGUCCACUCCUUCCAUCGUCUUCCCAGAUGACAAUUCGACACCCGUUAACACUAUACCCUACAAAGAUCCCACUGUCUCGACAACUGUGAUGGAUUUCAAAGCGACGACAGCUCUGCCACACUGCGACGAGGAAACAGCUGCUCCCGAUGACCUGAUCAACUUCCCGCCGGUUCGAAAUCCGAAUUUGAACAUCUCCACGCCGAUUUCUCAGCAAGAAAAACCAACCAUUAUCGAGAGUUUCAACAACACCGGUUAUCCGGACAUAGAGAUCAUCAGCGAGAACGAUAUUCCAACGCCUACUUUCAUCGAGGACGACGUUCUCACCAACAAAGUCGACACUUUCGUGAACAAAAUCGUUCAGUCUCUCCAGGGAAACUUCCAGGAUCUCAAGGAUAUCAUGUACAAUCGUGUCAACGCGACGACGGUUGCGCCAUCCACCGCAACGAAGAGGCCAGCAACCACGACGAAGAAACCAUCGAGAAGACCAACGUCGACGACGAGACCGUCGUUCACCACGACGAGGAAGCCAGCGACCACGAAGAGGCCGACCAACAGACCGACGUCCUCGAAGCCAUCGGUGUCGGAGAAACCAGUUCGUCCUUCGAAACCGAAACCGACGACGUCGCCCGGCCUGACCACGAAGAAGCCCCAGGUUACGACGAAACGCACGAGACCGACCAAAAGGCCAACUACGACGCCACCUGCUACGAGCACAGAGGCUGUACUCCUCGACGAAGAGGAGAGCAGCACGUCUAGCGCGGCGGAAAGUACUACGAGUGGAGAAAUAACGUUUCCAAGUGACUUUCGUUCGCAGUGCGGUAUAAGACCUUUGAUGAAAUCAGGAAGAAUCGUCGGUGGUAAAGCGGCAACAUUUGGCGAAUGGCCAUGGCAGGUUUUAGUUCGCGAGGCUACGUGGCUUGGCCUCUUCACGAAGAAUAAAUGUGGAGGUGUGUUGAUCACCGAUAAAUACGUGAUCACUGCAGCCCACUGUCAACCGGGAUUCUUGGCAACUCUGGUGGCCGUUUUCGGGGAGUUCGAUUUAUCUGGAGAAUUAGAGGCGAAACGUAGCAUGACCAGGAACGUUCGACGAGUGGUGGUUAACAGAGGAUACAAUCCAACGACUUUCGAGAGUGAUUUAGCACUGUUGGAACUGGAAUCACCUGUACAAUUCGACGUUCACAUCGUCCCAAUUUGUAUGCCCGACGAUGGUAUAGAUUUCACCGGUAGAAUGGCCACCGUCACAGGUUGGGGACGAUUGAAGUACAACGGUGGCGUACCCUCUGUGUUGCAAGAAGUUCAAGUGCCUAUAAUAAAGAAUUCGGUGUGUCAAGAGAUGUUCCAAACUGGUGGCCAUUCUAAGCUGAUCCUCGACAGCUUCCUCUGUGCCGGAUAUGCCAAUGGGCAGAAAGAUUCUUGCGAGGGUGACAGUGGUGGUCCGCUGGUGAUGCAACGACCAGACGGAAGAUGGUUCCUUGUGGGAACCGUGUCUCAUGGAAUAACAUGUGCAGCACCCUAUCUUCCAGGUGUCUACAUGAGGUCGACCUAUUUCAAACCCUGGCUACACAGUAUCACCGGGGUGUGA
Habropoda laboriosa is the source of this 3762-nucleotide messenger RNA. It is a transcript of the gene flz, whose product is annotated as mucin-2. The transcript has 7 exons. Gene Ontology annotation, molecular function: serine-type endopeptidase activity. NCBI's taxonomy places the organism in Eukaryota, Metazoa, Arthropoda, Insecta, Hymenoptera, Apidae. The record is from RefSeq and is a predicted model, not a curated record. The coding region runs from base 1 to 3762 and encodes 1253 amino acids. Gene Ontology annotation, biological process: proteolysis.